Messenger RNA from Mytilus californianus (California mussel), 1193 nucleotides. RefSeq lists its product as uncharacterized. Gene Ontology annotation, molecular function: carbohydrate binding. The record is from RefSeq and is a predicted model, not a curated record. Lineage: Eukaryota; Metazoa; Mollusca; Bivalvia; Mytilida; Mytilidae. The transcript has 8 exons. Gene Ontology annotation, biological process: biological process involved in interspecies interaction between organisms. The coding region runs from base 99 to 1193 and encodes 364 amino acids. Gene Ontology annotation, cellular component: external side of plasma membrane.
GAAACACUUGACGUAUAAAUCAUACGCUCGAUAAUAAUAAUAAAUUAAUGACUAAUGUACAAAAAAUGUAGACACUAUUAAUUUUUAUAGACUGUUUUAUGACAAUGGAAAAAUUUAUCUUACUUUUCGUUUCUAUAAUGCCAUCAAAUUCAGUUUUGGUUAACUGGACACAAACUAGAUGGGACAAUGCCGACAAGAUUUGUUCAGGUUUCGGUAGGCAUUUGUAUACCAUACAAAAUCUGGAUGAUUUGAACAGUGUUACUUUAAAAAUAAAUAUCUCUGGUGAUACUUCCUUUUGGAUUGGAGGAAAAGAAAGAAGAAAAUACUUCUUAUGGAAUGAUAAUAAAAAAAGACUUGUAGAUGAACCGAUAGGGUGCUUUCAGUCUGAAUUAAAGAAUUGGCAAACAUUUCAUGAUAACCAACCAACACUUUGCAUUAGUUUUUGUAAGCACCACAUGCGAAGAGCUUUCGCUGGAUUAUCAGAAAAAAUGUGCAUUUGUUAUGAUAAUCUACAUUAUGUUAAGCAAGAAGUGGACAUAAAAUGCAACGUUUCAUGUCCUGGAGACACGAAUUAUAAAUGUGGAGCGCCAAACAUGACAAUAGUAUACAGAACAGAAGAUAGUAUAAAGUGGAAGAUGUAUGAACCACAUAGCGCCAGUAAAAGAGACGACUGUGUUUGGGUUACUCAAGAUAACGAAAAACAACUGAUAUGGUACCAAGAUCGAUGCAGAUUUGAACACAAAUACAUAUGCCUAAUAUUUGACAAAACCAUAUGUAAAUUCCGUGGAAGCUUGACAUCGCCAUGCUACUACAUGUCUCCAGAGCAAACAAACUGGUUCGAAGCAGUAAGAAAGUGUAGAGGUAUGGGUGGCCAUUUAGCCGGUAAAGAUUUAAUUCGAGAAGAUAAUGUAACCUUAAGUGGGUCUUCAUUUUGGACUUCCUUGACCAGAAUACGACAAAAAUGGAAUAAUGGGAGGAGAGUAAAUGAUGUGUUGCCAAGGUCUGAAGAAAUAGAUCCAAGAAGAACGGGAUGUUUAUCUCUUGAACAGAAAAAUGAUGAAUGGUCCAUUCGUGCCAAACCAUGCGAUGAAUAUCACCCGUUUCUAUGUAGUCCAGCUCUACAUUCACCGCAGGAUAUUAUAUCCUUAACUCCAGAAAAGAUAAUGCAGCAUUUUUUUGAUUUUGGUAAGUAG